CCUUGCUCUUUGUUUCAUAUCUAGUAGCCAGUGACCUCUCUAUCCAUUUCCUCUUUCUCUCUUCUCAGUGCUCUGUACCUCAGCACAGUCAAAACCAAUCUUUAAUUUCUUCAUCAUUUCAUCAAAAUGGAAGCCUUCUUGUAUCACCACCAAUGUCCUCUCUUUCUAGACCCUAUUGAGAUCUCUCUCCUCCCUCACCAGCAAAAUGGAGAGCAGAGCAACGCCUCCUCCUCUUGCUUGAUCACCGGCUACAAUUCAUCUGAGGCCAUGCAAGAGGCCUCAACGUGCUCUCUUGAUGCAUUGCCUCCCCUUAAACCACAAGUCUCUUUGGAGAAGAAGAGAAAGCAAAGUGAUGGGGGGCCCUCGAGCACUAGCCAAACUAAGGUUGUUAAGCAAAGUAAGAGUAGGAGAAAGAAGACUAUUUGUACAUCCAAAGGAGAAGUUGAAGAGAAGAAGCCGAAAGCUACGGAAUUGAAGUCUAAUAAGGCAACAAUCGAGGAGCCUCCUUCAGGGUAUAUUCAUGUGAGGGCUAGGAGAGGCCAAGCAACAGAUAGCCAUAGCUUAGCUGAAAGGGUAAGAAGGGAGAGGAUAAGUGAAAGGAUGAAGAAAUUGCAAGGCCUUGUCCCCGGAUGUGAUAAGGUUACUGGAAAGGCCCUUGUUUUGGAUGAAAUUAUCAAUUAUGUGCAAUCCUUGCAAAACCAAGUUGAGUUUCUCUCAAUGAGGCUUGCUUCAGUGAACCCUGUUUUAUAUGACUUUGGAGUGGGCUAUGAAGAGUACAUGAGUCAACCAGAGGAAAUGGGGAGCAUAUCACAACCAAUGUCAUCUGUGAUCCAAAACAGUCACAUUCAACCCACAGCAUUUGAGGCAGCAACAAACAACCUACAUCAGGAGGUCACAGACCCUGCUGCUCCUUUUUCUCAGGUAACUGGGAGUUUUCUGAUGCAAGCAAUGAACAGCAUGUGUUCUUUCCACUAGAGGAAAGAAAUAGAGCCUCACAAACGAAUGCAGUGGUGUGAGCCUGUGACCAAUAGAAUUGAGCCAGAGAGAUUGCAUUGAAGAGCAGACAAAAAUAAAGAGCAGUAUGUCAAGAUUGUGGGGAUCUCUUGUUGUUGGACUUUUGGGCCAGUGAGAAGAUGGACCAAGUGGCUUGGAACUAACCAAUAUUAUUGAUGUAGUAGAAAAAAAUGAUUAGCUAGGUAGUAGUAGUUAGUGAUGUUUUUACUUUUUCACGCAGAGUGAUCAGAGAGAGGAGAGAGGAGGAGACGUGGCAGUUGAGUUCGUGUAUAGACUAAAAGACUUUGCCACGUUGAAAUGUACUUGCUCCCUUGACUCUUUCAACAUUAUUUGGCAUUCUGAAGAA
Asparagus officinalis (garden asparagus) is the source of this 1360-nucleotide messenger RNA. Its product is annotated as transcription factor bHLH137-like. The record is from RefSeq and is a predicted model, not a curated record. Gene Ontology annotation, molecular function: protein dimerization activity; DNA-binding transcription factor activity. The transcript is spliced from 8 exons. Bases 127 to 975 code for a protein of 282 amino acids. Gene Ontology annotation, biological process: regulation of DNA-templated transcription. Gene Ontology annotation, cellular component: nucleus. Lineage: Eukaryota; Viridiplantae; Streptophyta; Magnoliopsida; Asparagales; Asparagaceae.